Molecule: messenger RNA, 1150 nt
Organism: Scophthalmus maximus (turbot)
Lineage: Eukaryota; Metazoa; Chordata; Actinopteri; Pleuronectiformes; Scophthalmidae
Gene: hsd17b10
Product: hydroxysteroid (17-beta) dehydrogenase 10
Exons: 6
Coding region: 104-886 (260 amino acids)
Biological process (GO): estrogen metabolic process; fatty acid metabolic process; androgen metabolic process
Cellular component (GO): mitochondrion
Molecular function (GO): estradiol 17-beta-dehydrogenase [NAD(P)+] activity
Source: RefSeq, a predicted model, not a curated record
UAAAAAAAAAUGUUCCUUCUUUUUUCUUUUUCUUUUUUACAUACACCGAUCCAUCGUCAACGUGCACGAUCUCUGGCGUGACGUCACGUCCGCCCGAACAAACAUGGCGAACAUUCGGUGUGUCAAGGGUAUGGUCGGCCUUGUGUCGGGCGGUGCGUCUGGUCUGGGCCGGGCCACUGUGGAGCGUCUGGUGCAGAGCGGAGCGUCUGCUGUCAUCCUGGACCUGCCCUCCUCUGACGGACAAGCGCUGGCGACCAGUCUGGGAGACCGCUGUGCCUUCGCUCCUGCGGACGUCACGUCCGAGGCAGACGUGCAGUCAGCGGUGUCCCUGGCCAGGGAGAGGUUUGGGAAGCUAGACCUGGCCGUUAACUGUGCCGGCAUCGCCGUCGCUGUCAAGACCUACAACUUUAAAAAGGACCUUCCUCACAGCCUGGAGGACUUCCAGCGUGUUAUCAAUGUAAAUAUUGCGGGAACCUUCAAUGUGAUUCGCCUGGCUGUGGGCGAGAUGGGGAAGAACGAGCCUGACGCAGAUGGACACAGAGGCUGCAUCAUCAACACUGCCAGUGUGGCAGCCUUUGACGGACAAGUCGGCCAAGCGGCAUAUUCAGCUUCUAAAGGUGGCAUCGUCGGGAUGACCCUCCCCAUCGCACGUGACCUGGCGCCCGUUGGCAUCAGAGUCAUCACCAUAGCGCCCGGUCUGUUCUCCACUCCGCUCCUGGCCGGUCUUCCGGAGAAGGUGCGCUCCUUUCUUGCCCGCCAGGUGCCCUUCCCCUCCCGCCUGGGAGACCCCGCUGAGUUUGCCCACCUGGUCACAUCGCUGGCUGAGAACCCCAUGAUUAACGGGGAGGUCAUUAGACUGGACGGAGCCAUUCGCAUGCAGCCUUGAGACAGACGACGUGUGUUUGUGUGUGUGUGUCUUUGUCUUUGUCUUCAACGGCAUCCAAUUAAGAGAGAGAGUGUGUGUGUGUGUGUGUGGCCAGCCUGGUGUAUUUAUGUUGUGGAAGGCUGCGUACAGUCAAUAUAAACUGUUAUGGAUCACAAACAGCAUUUUGUGUGUGAGACUGUGAAAGGGUUUUAAAAUAAGACUGUACAUCAUUUUUUUUGUAAACUAAUCCCGAUUAUAAUAAACCUCUGAUUUGUUUCAUCAACA